AUGUCUGGUGAUAUUGUUGUUAGAGAUGUAACAAGAAUUGAACGUCUUGGUACUCAUUCUCAUAUUAAAGGACUUGGAUUAUUACCUAAUUUGGAACCAUUAAAAGAAGGUGAUGGUUUGGUUGGGCAGAUGAAAGCUCGUCGUGCAGCAGGACUUAUUGUUCAAAUGAUUAAGCAAGGAAAAAUAGCUGGGAGGUCAAUACUUAUAACAGGUGAACCAGGAUCUGGAAAAACAGCUCUUGCAAAGGGUAUAUCUGCUUCAAUAUCAGAGGAUGUACCAUUUGUAUCAAUAACAGGAUCUGAAGUCUAUUCAAUGUCUAUGAGGAAAACAGAAUUCUUAAUGCAAUCAUUUCGUAAAGCAAUUGCGGUACAUAUAAAAGAAGAAGCAGAAGUUUUACAGGGUGAAGUAACAGCACUAAUAAUUGAAAGACCAGCAAAUGGUAUAGGUGACAAAACUGGAACAAUAUCUUUGAAGACAACAGAUAUGGAGAGUGAAUAUAAAUUGGGAUCAAAGAUGGCUGAAUCAUUGUUUAAAGAAAAUGUUGUUGUUGGUGAUGUAAUAAUGAUUGACAAAUCUAAUGGAACUGUAACAAAACUUGGAAGAUCUUAUACUCAUCAAGGUGAUUAUGAUGCUGUUGGAUCGCAGUUCCGUUUUGUUCAAUGCCCCAGUGGAGAGAUUCAAACAAAAAAAGAAACUGUUCAUAAAUUGUCAUUACACGAAAUCGAUGCACUUAAUUCUUCUAAAGGUGGUUACAUGUCAAUAUUUAGUGGUGAUACAGGUGAAAUAAGCGAUGAAGUGAGGAAACAAAUAACUAAAAAAGUUAAUGAAUGGAAAGAGGAGAAGAAAGCUGAUAUUAUUCCUGGUGUCUUAUUUAUUGAUGAAGCUCAUACUCUUGAUCUUGAAUGUUUCUCAUUUAUUAAUUGUUGUUUAGAAACAGAAAAUGCUCCAAUAUUAAUUAUGGCUACCAAUAGAAAACAUGGUUUGGUUAAAGGAAGUAAUAUAACUGGUCCUCAUUGUUUACCAACAGAUUUGCUAGACCGUUGUCUAAUUAUUAGAACUGAAGAAUAUAAUCGUGACGAAAAAGUAAGUAUUGUUAUGUUGAAGGCAAAAACAGAUGAUAUUGAUAUGAGUGGUGAAGGUGUUGAUAAAAUUCUUAGAACAAUAUGUGCCAAGAAUAGUCUUCGUUAUGCAAUUAAUGUUAUUACUUUAGCAAGUCAAUUGAGUAAAAAGAUAAAGGAAGAAAAGUUAUCCAAGGAUGCUUUAACCAGAGCUUUCACUUUGUUUAUUGAUCCUGAAAGAAGUGCUUCUACUUUAAUUGGACGUGCUAGUGAAUACAUAAAUGAAUAA
Messenger RNA from Strongyloides ratti, 1347 nucleotides. RefSeq names its product RuvB-like 2. Gene Ontology annotation, biological process: regulation of transcription by RNA polymerase II; box C/D snoRNP assembly; chromatin remodeling. Bases 1 to 1347 code for a protein of 448 amino acids. NCBI's taxonomy places the organism in Eukaryota, Metazoa, Nematoda, Chromadorea, Rhabditida, Strongyloididae. The transcript has 2 exons. The record is from RefSeq and is a predicted model, not a curated record. Gene Ontology annotation, molecular function: DNA helicase activity; ATP binding; ATP hydrolysis activity. Gene Ontology annotation, cellular component: Ino80 complex; NuA4 histone acetyltransferase complex; Swr1 complex.